Messenger RNA from Paracoccidioides lutzii Pb01, 2394 nucleotides. RefSeq lists its product as hypothetical. The coding region runs from base 1 to 2394 and encodes 797 amino acids. The transcript has a single exon. The record is from RefSeq and is a predicted model, not a curated record.
AUGGAGGGACUUUCACAAGAAGAUCGCAACAUUAUCAAGAAUCACCCUCUCACCAACUCAGUCAAUCAUCUACAAGGCGCGCUUCAGGAAGCUGAAAAAAUAUAUGAAUCACAUCGAACGCCGUACGAUGGCCAACUCUAUCAAAAUGUGAUCUCAAAACUUGUCUAUACUUUACAGGGAGAGGGUGCAGCCUACAGCCUUCCGUCGCGAAUCAAUGAAGGGGACGUGGCGUCCGAUCUAGCACAAUUAUUCGAGCGCCUCCGAAAGGCAAAAGGAAACUUCAGGUACGAUGACUACCAGCCGCUGGUGCACCUGGUUAUUCAAAGGCCUCCGACUGAAUCCCAGAACGUCGAAACCUGGAACUUCAACGUCUGGAACGCCGUCUUCUGUCUUAUUGACGCCGUCUCGCGAGGCACUCCCCCUCCUCCUCCUCAUCCUACAUCAUCGAUCCAACAGACGCCCUGGCUGCGCAACACUAGCAGUUUCGCCAAUUCUACAGAAUAUCGAAAACACGUUGACAUUGUGCUGAAGGAGGAACUUGGGGAGAUACACGUCAACAUCCCUAGAUUCUUUGAUGCGUACUUUGGAGACAUUCCACAGCUCACUGCAGUUUCACAAGCGGUGUUGGAGGAGUGCGAGAAGGGGAACAGCCCACUUUACUGUGAAGAUGAGGGCUGGAAGGGCUGGCCUGAACUUGCAGCAGAAGAAGAUGUUCUGAGAUGGCUGGCUAACAUCAUUGCUGAGCUCGUACGAUUAGCCGAAGCACAAGAGCCGUCCUGGAAGAUUGACCGCAGACCUCUCGCACAGCCAAGCCAGCCACUACAAGGGUCUGUCGCAGAGAGAAAGCUUGAUGUUGGCCUUGUCGAUGAUCUGACGGCCACAGUGGACUCGAAAUGUCACUGGUCACAAAUCCUGGUGCCAGGGGAGCUGAAGAAUGACCCGAAAUACGACAGGAAAUCCGGUGCAUGGUUUGAUCUUGGCAGGUAUGCCCGAGAGGUCCUCGCUGCGCAGGACACCCGUCGUUUUGUGCUCGGGUUCACCCUCUGCGGGCAGUUCCUACGACUGUGGAACUUUGACCGCCUGGGCGGAAUCGCGUCAGAGGAAUUCAACAUCAACCAGGACGGCCUUCAAUUUGUGUCUGUUAUCCUUGGAUUCCUCUUGAUGAGCCGGAAACAGCUUGGGUUUGAUCCUACCAUCAUCGCGACCGGGACUGAAAGGUAUAUUGAAAUUGAUAGGAACGGUACGAAGGAACGGCUGAUUAUCAAUGAGACUGUUGGACGAGCACGUUGUGUUGCCGGACGAGCCACAACCUGCUGGAAGGUAUACUGUGAGACAGACAAAUUACAGACACCAGUGGUUGUCAAGGACUCCUGGCAGUAUCCAGAACGCACUGAGGAAGGAGAGUUGCUGCGAGAGGUGAUGGUGAAGGGGGUCAAGAAUGUCGUGAGGUAUUAUCACCACGAGACUGUUCGCAUUGACAACAAGGAUGAUGAUGUCUUGACUAUCAGAAAGGGCCUCAGUAUUCCGAUUUUGAAAGAUGAGAAGGGUGGCUUUAACGCGAGAGUGCGGCGUAGUCAGUCUCUAAGAGGAAAAAAGAGCCAGGGCAGCACUGCCGGCCAGAAGCGAUCAUCUGACUGCAUGGACAAGGCAUUUCCUCCUCCCCCAAGUAAGCGUACUCAGUCAAGUUCUCCAUCCAAAUCUGCAGGCAGCUCAGCCCCAUUCAAUCGAGUUCACCGCCGCGUUGUUAUCCAGGAUUAUGGGAAACCAAUCUAUGAGAGUAGUUCAAAGGCUACACUUCUCACUGGGCUGGCCUGCUGUAUUGAAGGAUACAUGUCACUCCAUGAUGAGGCUGGCCUCAUCCAAUGCGAUGUUUCCCCCCGGAACCUGAUGGUGAAUGAGGACAAGGACAACCCAUCAUGGCCUGCCUUUCUGAUUGACCUUGACCUGGCAAUCAAGUUAGAACGGGAUGGGUCUUCUGGCGCACGGGGCAAAACAGGAACCAGAGCGUUCAUGGCCAUCGGUGUCUUGUAUGGUGAAAAGCAUUGUUUCAUGCAUGAUCUGGAAUCAUUCUUCUGGGUUCUUUUCUGGAUAUGCAUUCACUAUGAAGGCCCAGGGAAGGGGAUCACUGUCGAGCGGUUUGAGAAAUGGAAUUAUAUGAGUACUGAAGAGCUGGCGGCUGCGAAACAAGGAAUGAUAAGUGAGGAGAGGGAUUUUCUUCGAAUUGCAGAAGACUAUUUUACUCCGUAUUAUCAAUCAUUGAUCCCUUGCGUCAACCGAUUACGGCGCCUUGUCUUUCCAGACGGCGGACGGUGGAAGAAACCAAAUUUCAACCUAUCCCAGAACAUGAUUGGAACACUUCAGCAUGCACAGGAUAACUCAGAUGCUGUAAACUAG